CACACACACACAAACUUACACACACUUGCUCACUGACAAGGCACUAUUCAGUGUCUCCACCAUGGCGAGGAAAAGGAGCAUGGAGCUGGUCAAGGAGAGUGGCUCUUCCCGGGGUCUGAGCACCCUGGAGAUAUGGCUGAUGAUCCUCUUCUUGGUCAUGACUGGUGUGAGCGUGGCCCUGGUUGUCCUCUACUUUGUCCACAACGAGGAAGACCCUGCGCCUCUUCAAGAGGGGCCGGACUCGGGGUGCGGCGGUCCACAGGAGCUCACGGCAGCGUCGGGCACCUUCACCAGCCGCCACUACCCGAGUAGCUAUGACAACGGCAGGAGCUGCUCCUGGCACAUUACCGUGGACCCUGAUAAGGUAAUCUCACUGUGGUUUGAAGAGUUUGCCUUGGAGGACACCAACUUGUGCACCGCAGACUUCAUCACGUUGCGAGAUUCCCUGGGAGUUAUCGGCAAAUACUGCGGCUACAGCAAACCGCUGCCUCUCGUGUCUCUGACCAACCGCCUGACCGUCUACUUCGACACCAACGACAGAAAAACAGACCAAGGAUUCAAGGCUCGUUACGAGGCCGUGUCUCCGGAGCGCACAUCGGAAAUAGCCGGAGCUGGUGGCGCUCUUCAUGGUGACCGGGGGGAUCUGCUGACCCCUGGCUUUCCUGAGCAAAACUACCCCAAUGGCGCGCUGUACCAGUGGACAAUCACCGUGCCCGCUGGCGAGCGGGUUCGACUGACAUUCACCUCCUUCGACCUGGUACCGGAGGUGUGCGGAGACUUUGUGCAGGUCUACGAUGGCUCUUUAUCAUUAGGUAAAUUUUGCGGGGGAGCCUUGCCCAAGCCGGUGGAGUCCAGUACCAACACCAUGAUGGUGCGCUUCAAAUCGGACAGCAGCAAGAGCUCCAGAGGUUUCAGUGCCACCUAUACAAAGUCCAGCCUCCCACCUAUUGUGAUCCCCACCACCAUAAAGCCAACAACCACGUCCAAACCCACCACUCAGACACUCCCGCCUACAACCACAUCUACCGGCGGUCCGGUUAUUAUCAGCGGGCGCAAGGGGGUCAUCCAGUCCGAGGGCUUCCCCAAUCCGUAUCCCGCACACCAGAAUGUCUCCUGGAGGAUAAGCGUACCCAAAGGGUUUCUGGUGAAGCUGCACAUCGUUGAGUUAGCCAUCACGGGAGAAACGGGGCAAUGCAAGGAAGACAAGUUGGUCGUAUCGGAUGCUUACAGCACAUUAGGCACGCACUGUGGCUACAUCCGUCCUCCAGUUGUGGUGGCCGCCACGGACACUCUGUCUGUCUCCUUCUCAACUGACAGUCGCCUCAGUGACAGGGGCUUCUCUGCCAAGUGGGAGGCCGCGUACCCCGAGGAUAUUGCGGAAAUCCAGGGAUGCGGCUUAUCAUCAAAGGAAGACACUGGGGUGAUGAAGUCUCCCAACUGGCCAAUGAACUACAAGGCCAACGCCGAGUGCAUGUGGAGCAUCGCGGCGCCACUUGGCAAGAAAAUCACCCUGACCUUCACUCACUUUGACCUCGAGCCCAGAGACUUGCUGUCGUUCAAGUGCUUCGACAACGUUGUGGUGUACGACAUUAACGGCUUGACCAACGCUUUGAAUCAGAAGCAUGGACCAUUUUGUGGCACCAAGAUCCCUCGAACCAUCCAGACCAAAGGAAAUAGGCUGGUGGUGCGCUUCCAUUCAGACUUGUUCGCAGAGGCCAAAGGUUUCAGAGCCUACUGGACUACAAAUCCCAGCCUGCCUGCACCGACCGAGCCACCUGUUCCACCGAAUCCUUGGGACGGCAUCAACAUAGACUGGCCCAGCACAUGCGGCAAACCAGCCAUCCCUCCCGCUAUUAUGUCCCGCAUUGUGAACGGAGAACCAGCCAGGCCGCACUCGUGGCCCUGGCAGGUGUCUAUGCAGGUAUGGCCAUCCAGUCAACCGGAACCAACUUUCUUCCACACGUGUGGCGGCACUCUUAUUCAUAAGAAUUGGGUACUCACGGCUGCUCACUGCUUCAUCAACUACGCGAACGAGCUGCACCGCUGGCAAAUGUGCCUGGGCAAGCACAACUUGACCUUCACAGAGCCCAGCGAGCGCUGCUUGGGUGUGAGGGGCAUCUACCGGCACGAGGGCUUCAGGUACCCCACCGUGCCAACCGUAGAGUUCGACAUCGCCCUGGUCAGGCUGGACGGAGAAGCUGAAAUUGGGGACGAGGUCUCUUAUGCCUGCCUCCCCGACCCAGAGGAGGUGCUACCCGAGGGAAAGAACUGCUACGCCACCGGCUGGGGGGAUGAGACAGGGGAUUCCAUGAAUGCCAAAGUGGCAGAGGCUCUCAACCAGGUGGCCCUACCAGUGGUACCGUACAACACAUGCAAGCGGAUGGACUACUGGUGGUUCCAAGUGAAGCCUUCCAUGAUCUGCUGCGGUUACACGUUGCCCGACGAGCUCAAGUCCGUCUGUCAGGGAGACUCCGGCGGUCCUCUGGUGUGCCAGGAUCAUCCUGACAGUCCCUGGGAAGUGCAUGGAAUCACCAGCUUCGGUCCCAUCGGGUGCAUCAUGAACAAGAAGCCCUCGGUGUUCACCCGUUCAUCUGCCUACCUUCCCUGGAUCAGCAAUGUUAUACGCAGGGACAUCUACGAGCAACACACAUCCGGCUGCGGCGGAGCAAAGGACUUGACGGGCACAGGCGGCACGUUGUCAUCCAUGGGCUUCCCAGGCAGCUACAGCAACAAGGCCCGAUGCCAAUGGAACAUCCAUGUGCCAGCUGGCAAACUGGUGCACCUUCACUUCAGCAACUUCUCUUUGGAGGAGAGUCCAAUGUGCUUGAGCGACAAAGUCAGCAUUUUGGACGGAACAGGAAGUCUGGGCACCUACUGUAGUCACAAGCCACCCAUGGACCUGGUGAGCGACGGGAACUCACUUCACAUCAGCUUCUCGUCUAACGACAAAGUGGUGGACACCGGCUUUGCGGCCACCUGGAAGGCGGUCGACCCUUUGGAAGCUCCUUGCGGGGGAACGUUCAUCAGUCCGCAGGGUGAACUCACCAGUCCUGACUGGCCAAAAGACUAUCCCGCCCAGGCAGUGUGCACAUGGAGGAUCCGGGUCCCCACCGCCAAAAGCAUCCAUGUGGUCUUCACGCACUUUGAGCUGCAGGCCGUCAACCUGCUGGGCAACUGUGUGGACUAUGUGGAGGUCUUCAGCGGUGGGAAUAUGACGUCACAAGGUCGUUUCUGCGGCUUUGCUCCGCCGCCCAAACUGAACGUGCCGGGCGACACGGCGGUCAUCCGCUUCUUGAGCAACAGCGCCAACCGGCAGCAGGGUUUCCGCGGCUAUUGGACCACUGACGCCGGCGUCGUCCCGACUCUACCCCCGCCCACACCCAACCCGUGGGACAACAUCACCAUCAGCUGGCCAGAGGAUUGCGGGAAUCCGGCAGUGGCCCCCAAUACGGGCGCGGCAAAGGUUGUAAAUGGAGAAGAAGCAGUACCUCACUCCUGGCCUUGGCAAGUCUCCAUGCAGGCUUCGCCGAUGUCUCCCAUCCCUUACAUGCACGGCUGUGGAGGUUCAUUGAUCCACGAGGAAUGGAUCCUAACAGCUGCCCACUGUUUCAUGGCCCCCCUCAACCAAAUCUCGCUCUGGCGCAUGUGCCUGGGGAAGCAUCACAUGAACUCCUCCAGAGACGUCCCGUCGGCGGAGGCGUGCUACAAGGUGGACGGCAUCAUCCGCCACGAGGACUUCAUCUACGAGGAGGACCCGAGUGACAUCACCCAUGACAUCGCCCUGGUGCAUCUGGCCACACCCGUCAACAUAACACGGGAGAUCAGCCCUGUUUGUCUCCCUCGGCCCGGCGUGGUGGUGGAGGCAGGGACCCGCUGCUUUGUCACUGGUUGGGGGGAUGAGAAAGGGAACAUCGUCCCCAAAGUGUCUGAAAAACUCAACCAGGCUGCACUACCUGUGGUGGAUUUCGAGACCUGCAGCAAGCCUGCCUACUGGUGGGACACGUUGCGGCCCUCGAUGAUCUGCGCCGGAUACGAGUCCCCGGAUGAGCUCAAGUCGGCAUGCCAGGGCGACUCUGGGGGCCCCUUUGCAUGCAGGGCCGGCGGCGGGGCCAAUGCCACCUGGGAGGUGCACGGCGUGGUCAGUUUCGGACCCCAGGGAUGCAUCAGGGACAAGAAGCCAUCAGUGUUCACGCGCGUUUCUGCCUUUAGCCACUGGAUCCAUGACAACAUCAGGAAGUUCAUGUACGAACGGGACAAUUAAGAUACGGUGGUACCUUGACUUACAAGUUUAAUUUGUUCCGUGAACAAGCAUGCAACUUCAAUCAGUUGUAUCAAAAAUGAAAGAGAGCACUC
This is a messenger RNA of Hippocampus comes (tiger tail seahorse), 4353 nucleotides long. Its product is annotated as ovochymase-2. Gene Ontology annotation, biological process: proteolysis. Bases 62 to 4261 code for a protein of 1399 amino acids. Gene Ontology annotation, molecular function: serine-type endopeptidase activity. NCBI's taxonomy places the organism in Eukaryota, Metazoa, Chordata, Actinopteri, Syngnathiformes, Syngnathidae. The record is from RefSeq and is a predicted model, not a curated record. The transcript is spliced from 25 exons.